This is a messenger RNA of Syngnathus acus (greater pipefish), 3205 nucleotides long. Its product is annotated as nuclear receptor subfamily 1 group D member 1-like. Gene Ontology annotation, biological process: negative regulation of transcription by RNA polymerase II; hormone-mediated signaling pathway; cell differentiation. The record is from RefSeq and is a predicted model, not a curated record. Gene Ontology annotation, molecular function: RNA polymerase II cis-regulatory region sequence-specific DNA binding; zinc ion binding; nuclear receptor activity. NCBI's taxonomy places the organism in Eukaryota, Metazoa, Chordata, Actinopteri, Syngnathiformes, Syngnathidae. The coding region runs from base 921 to 2534 and encodes 537 amino acids. The transcript is spliced from 8 exons.
UUUUCCAAUUCCCCAAAACAAAUAGAAUAAAAUAUUAUCGUUUACAAUUUCUCGAGUGCUUAUCUUACUCUGUAUGACACCCAGACUGAAAAUACUCUGCAUAAAUAUUACUAUUGAAAAUUUUGUGGAAGCACUUCAAAAGCAUAAAUAUUAUUAUUGAGAAUUUUGUGGAAGCACUUCAAAAGCCUCCUCAAUAUAUUGUUGACUGUAAAUUCACAUCAAUUGAAAAAAGUCCUUGAUGACUCCGUAUAUUGCGAGCCUUAACAUGGAUCUUGCAAUGUUUGGGUCACGUCUUGUUGUGUUUACCAGCGACAUGCAACGAGAAGCAGUCACGGUGCGGCACGCCUAUUGCCCAUGUGCUUCAUCCUGUCGGCUCCAUUGACGGAUGCGUCACGCGCUCGGAGCUUUGCAUAAAAUGUGUAUCAGUGGGCCAGCGCACGAGUCGGCACAUGGCGAGCGCGCAUGUUGCUUGCAUGGCUUUACACAGAGCAGCGCAUCAAAUUAACCCCACUUGGCACGUCAUUCCCACCAAUCAAAGCGUGCGAGAGGAAACGAAAUCUCAAGGAGAGAGAGAGAGCGAGAGAGAGAGAGAGAGAGAGAGAGAGUGAUCAAAGCUGCAACACACAAGUUGGUGACGCUCACAUCUUCAACUCACUUGCAAACGUGACGAUUGUGGGUGUGUGUGUCACGCAUGACACGCGGAUGUGUUGACUCCACUUUCUUCGAAGGCGUGCACGAGAAGGGUUCAGCAGAAAGCAUCUAGGUUGAUUCCAAGCGCAAGUAGAGGACUGCUGCGCGCAAUUAACAGCCGGAAAGCGCUUCCAUCACUCGGUCUUUUUUUUUGCUCGGUUGAGAAGAGCAGGUGCUUUGGGAUUUUUCUUUUUUUCAGCUGUAUUCACCAGAUUUCAUCUCCAAGAAAAAUGGACAACAGCCCAGGAGGCGGAGUCAUCCUGUAUGCAGGCUCGUCCGGAAGUUCCAGCCCCAGCCCGGGGAGCCCCUCCAGCGGCUACCAGACACACUCGCAGCCCUCGUCGCCGGAGAAUGUGACCUUCACAGAGAUCGGGGCGAUGAAAGAGAGGUCGGACGGGUCCGCCAGUCCGACCUCAAAGGUCCGCUUCGCCGAGGUGUACGGCGGUUCUCCUGCACCGCAGCAAACCUAUGCACAUCUGAUUGGUGGGAAAAGGCCCAGCUGUGCUUUCCAUGGAACUUUUACGAAGAAUGGUGGAAUGGUUCUGCUCUGCAAGGUCUGCGGUGACAUUGCGUCCGGUUUCCACUAUGGCGUGCACGCAUGUGAAGGAUGCAAGGGUUUUUUCCGCCGCAGCAUCCAGCAGAACAUCAACUACAAGAUGUGCGUGAAGAACGAGAAGUGUCUGAUCAUGCGCAUGAACCGCAAUCGGUGCCAGCACUGUCGCUUCAAGAAGUGCUUGUCCGUCGGCAUGUCACGAGACGCUGUGCGUUUUGGCCGCAUCCCGAAAAGAGAGAAGCAGCGACUUCUGGAUGAGAUGCAGAGCUACAUGAAGAGCCUCAAUGAGUCAGCCGCUGCGGACAUGGACUACUCCUCCUCCUCUUCCCCGUCGGUGAACGAGACUCUCGCCGGCCACGAUGACGGCGGCUCCAAGGAGGCCAUCGGGGCCAUCUCCAGAGCCUACCAGGACACCUUCAGCGGGCGGGAGAGGACGGCCAAGAGGGCCAAACUCACCAACAAGGACGCUUCUCGAGAUUGCGGUUCCCGCCAGGUUUCUGGACAAGCCAAGUGCGCCCAGUCUUGCCCGCUUGAUGACAACCCGCUUACAUUCCACAACAUGGACAACGCAUAUUUAGCGUCAACCAAUCCAACUCAUCGGCCGAGCGUCGACACUCUGCAUCGUUGUCGCAAAGCGGGGAAGGCUUCAAACCAGCCCUCCUGUCCGUGGAAGUUAGCUCCGGGAGCUAAAGUGUUGGCGUGUCCUCUGAACGCGUGCCCCGUAUCUGGUUCGGAACGCAGCAGUCAGGACAUCUGGGAGUCCUUUUCUCAGUGUUUCACUCCUGCAGUCAAGGAAGUGGUGGAAUUCGCUAAGGGCAUUCCAGGAUUUCAAGAGCUUAGCCAGCAGGACCAAGUCAUGCUGCUUAAAUCGGGAACCUUCCAGGUUCUUAUGGUGAGGUUCAGCAACUUGUUCAAUGCUGCAGAACAUACGGUGACCUUCCUGAACGGUCAAACGUACCCGCUGUCCACCUUACGUGCUUUGGGGAUGGGUUCCCUACUCAAUGCCAUGUUUGACUUCAGUGAGAAGCUGGCCUCCUUGGGCUUGGAGCCUGAUGAAAUGGCGCUUUUCAUGGCUGUUGUGUUGGUCUCAGCAGAUCGUUGGGGCAUCUCAGACGCGCCGGCUGUGGAGCAGCUCCAGGAGGGGCUUAUCCGAGCGCUGCGCUCGCUCCUCGCCCGGCGGCAUCCGGACGACACGUCGCUCUUCUCCAAACUCCUUCUGCGGCUACCAGACCUGCGCACCCUCAACAAUCUGCACUCCGACAAACUUUUGGCCUUUCGUAUUGACCCCUGAGCAGACGAGCACGGCGAGAAAAACACAUCCCACGGUCACACGAACUUUUUUUGUGUGAAAGGAAAAAGCAACGGGGCCAUCAAAUAAGAGUUGUGAUGACAUGUGAGGAGUCCCUUUGUUUUGACGAUAAAAGGAACGUGUACAUAAAUAUACAUAGAAUUAUUUCAAAUCUAGCGAGUCUACAGCCAUGUGUCACAUUUACGCAAGAUUGUUUGGGGACUCAAUGUAAAACGUAAAUUAAGACAUUUCAAACGAUUCCACCCAAACAUUGCGUUUGCAUUGACCUCAAUAUGCAAAUGAGUUAUGGAAAGUCCCUGUGCAUGUUUUGUAUAAUUUUUUUUGCUGCAUACGUGACAUUUGUCCAAAUGCGACUGAACGGAUAGAAUGGACGGAAGCACGGUCAAAUGUUCUGCUGACCUUCCAGUAUAAGGUGGGACUUUGGGGGGCAGGCGGAACACGUCGUAGGGAUUCAAGAUGGACCUUUAAUACAUGGAGAUGACGGAGCCAAGCGCCUGCCUGCCCCCAAUGUUUGUCAUACAAACUAAAGUGAUAUCAUUUGAUUGGUCGUUUCACUGAUUCCUUGAGGGUAUCAUGGCUGAUUGAGCACUUUCUGUACAUUUUGUAAAUCUUUCUUCCUAAUAGAACGGAUAUAAACCUCAGAUUGUGUAAUA